This is a messenger RNA of Lithohypha guttulata, 2493 nucleotides long. RefSeq lists its product as uncharacterized. Gene Ontology annotation, molecular function: calcium-dependent cysteine-type endopeptidase activity. The transcript has 3 exons. The record is from RefSeq and is a predicted model, not a curated record. The coding region runs from base 1 to 2493 and encodes 830 amino acids. Lineage: Eukaryota; Fungi; Ascomycota; Eurotiomycetes; Chaetothyriales; Trichomeriaceae. Gene Ontology annotation, biological process: proteolysis. Gene Ontology annotation, cellular component: cytoplasm.
AUGCCUGCUUCAAGGUCACAAAAAGCCACUUCUUACAGGGUCAAGCAGCUCACUUCGCAGUGCACAAAUUCUAGCUUGAAAUACCAUCAGUUACCUAUACGCGGAAAGCCGCCAUCCCUUCGAGCUCGAGCUGGACGCGCACGCAAACUGGCCAACGGCGAUCGUACAGGAGAAGAGCUGAACGAAGGUGAAGAAGCUAGACAGGGUCAGUCAGAUAGUGGGUCCGAAGCUCCUCUUGCAGAUAAAAGACCCGACACUCAAGGGAAAAAGAAGAACAAGCCUAAGCUGCACCCUCAGGAGCGCAUAAACCAGCUGUGGGCGAAUUUUGGCCCAGAACAUCUCGGGAAAAUUACGAAGAUCUUGCCUGACACGGUUCCCAGCGUGGACCAGACCAGAAAACCCAAAGGAAGUCUCAAUGCGACCAACACCUACAACGAAGCAAGAUCUCGUUGCGAAGAUGCUGUGAAAAGGAUCGUGGCAGAAUGUAUUGCUUCAAACACGAAAUACAGUGACCUCUUCAACAUUGAGGCAGACCUCAAGGUCAAUAGAAGAAGAGACUUCCUCGACGGUUUGUUACAAGAUCCCGAUAAUCGUUUUGAGCCGAGUGAUGUGAAGAGAGUAUCAGAUAUUUUUGACAAGCCAACCUUCUUCUCUAAUGGCGCUACCUCCGACGACAUCAUCCAAGGUGCCAACGGCGACUGUUGGUUGAUGUCUGCCUUUUCCAUACUCAGCUGUUCGAAAGAACUUGUGGAAAAAGUUUGUGUUAUACGAGAUCAAGAUGUCGGCGUGUAUGGCUUUGUUUUCUAUCGCGAUGGUGAAUGGCAUCCUACUAUCAUCGACGACAAGCUCUACCUCGGUGCCGAGGCAUUCGACGAAGGUGUCAACGAUAUGCUUGCAACCUGGGGUAAAGAACAAGAGCAAAAGUAUACAGAACUGUUUCAACGAGGCUCACGAGCUCUCUACUUUGCCAAGUGCAGGGACGAGAAUGAGACAUGGGUUCCACUUCUCGAAAAAGCUUUCGCCAAGGCACAUGCCGGGUAUGCUGAGAUUCAGGGCGGUCAGACUGGGGAGGGCGUCGAGGAUCUAACUGGUGGAGUCACCACAGAGAUCUAUACUACCAACAUUCUUAACAAGGACAAGUUCUGGACGAACGAGCUUCGCCAAAUGGGUAAGGAAUUCUUGUUCGGCGCCAGCGAUGCUCUCUACCGUGAAUGGCGCGGCUAUUCUGAGGACCACCCAUAUUUGGCUGAUCUGCGCAAAGAACGAAGGAACAGCCUAAUUGAUCGCCAUGCUUAUGCUGUGCUCGAUACCUACGAUGACUUCGGAGAGCGUCUAGUCAAAGUCCGUAACCCUUGGGGCCGUGCUGAGUGGUCUGGAGCCUGGGCUGAUGGUUCGUCUCAAUGGACUGCAGAAUGGCUACAGAGAGUGGGUCACAAGUUUGGUGAUGAUGGUGUCUUUUGGAUGAGUUAUUCCGAUUUCCUCAACCAUUUCAAACACAUCGACAGGACACGCCUAUUCGAUGAUUCCUGGUAUACAUCACAAACAUGGGCGUCCAUGCAAGUACCCUUUAGCAACCUUGAAUACCAGCAGACAAAAUUCAUCAUAGAUGUGCCGGAGGACACCGAGACAGUCAUCGUGCUUUCUCAGUUGGACGAUCGCUAUUGGCAGGGCUUGGAAGGCCGAUAUGGCUACCGUCUACAGUUUCGAGUCAGUACGGUAAACAACGAAAACGAGUAUAUCGCUCGCAGUAGGCCGAACUAUGAGCUCAGAAGGUCUACCAAUGUCGAGCUUUUCUUGGUUAAAGGCAGAUAUACUGUGUUCGUCAAAAUCGAAGCCCAAGAUUGGGGUCGUCCAAAUGCUGAAGACGUUAUCAAAGGUAAUCUUCCAGACCGCAAGGAGAAGGUUAUUACCAUUGGACGUCUGUACGACCUAGCACAUCAGAAAGGCCAACCCCCAGCAGAAGAAGGUAGUGAUGAUACUAGCAACCAAAAGGUCACAAGUGGUGAAGGUAAUUUAUCAGAGCCCGAGCAGAAGGACGCUGGCGAGUCUGGACCAGCAGUGCCACUUUCCAUUGAUGUCAAGGCUGCACCCUUGCCAAAUCCUCUUCCAGUUGUCAUUGUUGAGGCUCCAAAAGCUCAAGAUUCAUAUUCCGACGACGAGGAGGAGGACGAAAAAGAGCCUUGGAAUGCAGCCUGUGUGGUUGGACUACGUGUCUACAGCAAACAACCUGAUCUCACCGUGAAUGUAGUCUGGCCACCAAAACCAAAGCCUGCGGAAGACGUGAAGCCAAAGACACUAGACCGUGACGAUAUUACUAAGGCCCCUCAAAUAGAAGCUGAGAGGAGUGCCAAGCAGGGACCUGAAGAGAAUCUGGAAGAACCGACCAACGAGGUCACUGAAGUCAAGGAGGACAUCGAAAAGGAAGAUGAAAAGGUUGUGGGAGACAUAAAUGAAGAUAAGAACGGUCUUCCAACAACCACAACGUCGACAUGA